Drosophila navojoa is the source of this 452-nucleotide messenger RNA. RefSeq lists its product as uncharacterized. Lineage: Eukaryota; Metazoa; Arthropoda; Insecta; Diptera; Drosophilidae. Gene Ontology annotation, biological process: fatty-acyl-CoA biosynthetic process; long-chain fatty acid metabolic process. The record is from RefSeq and is a predicted model, not a curated record. Gene Ontology annotation, molecular function: long-chain fatty acid-CoA ligase activity.
AUGGCAAUCCCGAGGCCACAAGCCAAAUUCUGGACAGUGAUGGCUGGAUACAUACCGGGGAUUUAGGCUACUUCAAUGACGACAAUCUACUACAUGUGGUUGACCGCAAGAAGGCAAUGCUUAAAUUCCAAGGAAUUCACUACUGGCCCGCUGAAAUCGAGAAUGUGAUCAGAGAGUUGCCUCAGGUGCGUGACGUUUGUGUUGUGGGCAUAGCUGAUGAUGUGCUUGGCGAUGUGGCCGCCGCAUUGGUGGUCAAAAGUCCAAGCUGCAACAUCACUCCGGAAGAAAUUAUGAAUCACGUAGCCAAACGUUUUGUCGCCACACAUAAACAUCUACAUGCCGGUGUUCGAUUCACUGAAAGGCUGCCCGUCAACAACAAUGGAAAGACUAUGCGAAUCGCGGCACGCGAGCUGUAUAAAUCACUGGGUGGGACAACAACUAAGGGAAACUAA